Messenger RNA from Paramecium sonneborni, 790 nucleotides. The record is from the annotation of a GenBank genome assembly. NCBI's taxonomy places the organism in Eukaryota, Ciliophora, Oligohymenophorea, Peniculida, Parameciidae.
AUUAAUGAUAAAAUAGAACUCUUGUAAACAUUAUUAGAGAAAUUGUGAUAAAAAAGCUCCUUGUUGUUAAAUCUAUUAUCCUUGCAGAUUAUGUCAUGAUCAAUAGUACAAAGGACCAAAAUCUGAUGGAUGUAAAGUAGAAACAAUGGAUAGAUUUAACGUUAUAGAAAUUCGUUGUCGAAAGUGUUUGAAAGAAUAAGCACCUUCAAAUGAAUGCAUUAAUUGUGGAAUUCAAUUUGCAAGAUACUAUUGCCAAAUUUGUAAAUUAUAUGAAGAUGAUUAAAAAAAGAACAUAUUUCAUUGUGAAAAAUGUAAAAUGUGUAGAUUGGGAAAAAAAGAAGAAUUUUUUCAUUGCGAAAUUUGUGAUGUUUGUUUGUCUCUUUCAAUAAAGCCUAGUCAUAUUUGCAUAGAAAAAGCAUUUGAAUAAAAUUGUGCUGUUUGUUAAGAUUAUCUAAAGAAUUCAACUUAAUUAGUCUAAUAAUUAACCAAUUGCCCUCAUUUCAUUCAUGUAAAAUGUUUAGAAAAUUCAAUCUGUAAAGGUUUACAGAAUUGCCCAAUUUGUAAUGUAGCAAUUUAUGUAAUUAUAUAUAUAUAAGUUUAGAAAAUGAGUAAAAAACAAAUUAAAUAUCUAGAUGAAAUGAAUGAGCUUAUGAAGUAAGAGCUUACUGAAGAAUAGUUAAAAUAAGUAGUAACUAUAAUAUGUUCUGAUUGCAAAGCCAAAAGUAAUAAUGUUUAAUUUAACAUUUAUUUAAAAUGUUAGAAUUGUGGUUCAUAUAAUACUCGGGAAUGA